This is a messenger RNA of Galendromus occidentalis (western predatory mite), 3183 nucleotides long. RefSeq names its product proteoglycan 4-like. The coding region runs from base 1 to 3183 and encodes 1060 amino acids. The transcript is spliced from 4 exons. NCBI's taxonomy places the organism in Eukaryota, Metazoa, Arthropoda, Arachnida, Mesostigmata, Phytoseiidae. The record is from RefSeq and is a predicted model, not a curated record.
AUGAGACUUCCUUCGAAGAAGCCCGCAUCGAAAAAACCGGCGUCGGGGAAACCGGGUUCUAAGAAACCCUUCUCGAGAAAACCGGGUUCUAAGAAACCAUUCUCGAGAAAACCGGCUUCGAAAAAGAUGGCUCCGAAGAAACCGGUCUCGGGAAAGCCGGUUCCGAAGAAACCGGUCCCGGGAAAACCGGUUCCGAAGAAACCGGUGGCGAGGAAAUCGGUCUCCAAAAAACCGGUUCCGAGGAAAUCGGUCUCUAAGAAAACGGUUGCGAAGAAAUCGGUCUCUAAGAAAACGGUUUCGGAGAAAUCGGUCUCGAAGAAAUCGGUUUCUAAGAAGUCGGUCUUUAGAAAACCGGUUCCCAAGAAAUCGGUCUCGAAAAAACCGGUAUCUAAAAAAUCGGUGUUGAAAAAAAAGGUUUCGCAGAAACCGGCUUCAAAGAAAACGGUUUCAGAGAAACCAGCUCUAGGGAAAACAGCUCCUGUAAGACCGGUUCCGGAACAGGCGGCUGCGAACGACGCGACUUCCGAAAAGCAGCUCCCGGAAGAUCCGGCUCCCAGGAAGUCGACCCCCAAGCAACCAGAUUCGACAGAUCCGGUUCCGGAAAAACCAAGCUCCGUAACACCUUUUCCGAAAGAACAGGCCCCGAGAAAAUUGACUCCGAAAAAGACGGCUCCGACGAAACCGAGUUCUAGAAAAGCCGCUUCGAAGGAGCCCGCUCCGCGGAAAAGCCUGUCGAAGAAGGUAAAAAAGGUGUCGAAAAAGAAAGGAUCUCCGGGGAAAGGCGCAAAAAGACAAAUUCUCGCAGGUGAGAGGAGAGCCGAGGGCAAGAAAGCAAUCGCCGAUAUGUCCCCCGUGAUCUUCGCUGCUUUCGAUCCCACGGCUGCGCCCAUACUCAUCACUGCCCCGAAAAUCAUCCUCUCGGCUACCGCCCGGUUCCUUUCCCCGAGUAUCAUCGAGCCCGCGGCCCCAUGCAGGCUCAAGCGAGUGCUCCAUCUGAUCCUAAGGUUGUCGCGCCGGGCGACACUCACGUCCCAGUCCCGAUCGGACCUCAAGCGCGAGUCUCGAAUGGACCCCAAGUUCAGGGACCGAGUGUACCUCAAGUUCGGGCACCGAGUAUACCCCAGGCUCGGGUCGCUCAUGAACCUGGAGCUCGGACUCAGACUGGACCUGAAGCUCGAGUCCAGGAUGAACCUCAGGCUCGGGCUCCGAGUGAACCUCAAGCUCCCGGUGUACCUCAGGCUCAAGGUCCCAGUGGUCCUCAAGCUAAAAGUCUCGUCAGUGGUCCUCAUGCUCCCGGCGAGCCUCGAGCUCGUCUCAGUGCUCCUCUCAAGUUUGCCAGUGGUCCUGAGGCCGAAGAUCCCAGAAGAGGUCUUAGUUGUCCUAAAGCUCUCGAUGAGCCUCGAGCUCGUCUCGAUGCUCCUAAGGCUGAAGGGCCCAGUGGUCCUCAAGCUCGCGCACCGAGUGAUAUUCAAGCUCGCGCACCGGAUGUCCCUCGAGCCAGAGUCCCCAGUGAACCUCAAGCCAAACCUCCCAGCGGACCUCAAACCAAACUUCCCAGUGAGCCCCAAGCAAAAGCUCCCACUGAACCAAGAGCCAGAGCUUCCUGUGGACCGCAAGCCAAACCUCCCAGUGGACCUCAAGCCAAACCUCCCAGUGAACCCCAAGCAAAAACUUCCACUGAACCCCAAGCCAGAGCUCCCAGUGUACCUCAGAGCAGAGCUCCCAGUGAACCGCAAGUUAGAGCUCCCAGUGAGCCGCAAGCCAGAGCUCCCAGUGAGCCGCAAGCCAGAGCUCCCAGUGAGCCGCAAGCAAGAGCUCCCAGCGGAUCUCAGGCUAGAGCUCCCAGUGAACCUCAAGCUCGAGCUCCAAGCGAGGCGCAAAGUCGAUUUCCCAGAAGAGCCUCAAGUUGAUUCGCUCGGUCAACUCCCCGCUCCUUCUUCGGACGACAACCCUGCGAUCCCUCAGAACUUCGUGCCUGCCAUUCCAGAUAUUUAUGGCUAUGCCGAUCUCCAGAACUACGGGUUAGCUCGUCAGGAUGCUCACGGUGCUGCUCGUCAGGAUACUUACGGUCCUGCUCCUCAGACCUACGGUCCGAUGCGAUCAUAUGGAGAUCCUCAGUCUAACGCCCCCAUCCGAACCUACGUCAACACCCCAGAAUAUGCUGCCUAUUGCCAGUUCCAGGCUGGAUCUUACGCACACUCUCCGUACCGGCCGUAUGGCCCUCCCCGAGCCCACCCUCUGGCUUUCGUUCCUGCCCACACAUACCCAGGCGGAGCCCAACUCCAGAAAUUCUCGUACCCUCGGGCUCGUGCGUAUCCCCCAACUGGAGCCGUUUUCCAGCAUCGAUUCUUCGCUUAUCCUCGCGCCUUCGAUCCAGUUCGAAACUUCAAUGCCGCUCCUGACUGCGCUCCCGCUCCCUUCGCUCCCGAAGAUUCUCAGUGCACGACGGACCGAGUCUUGGACGGUCACGACGCUUCGCAAGUCCGACCCGUCCCUCCGCUUGAGACCCAGCCUCCUGCCGCCGCCGCCGCCGCCGCCGCCGUCUCAUCUAGGUCUUCCGAAGCCGUCCGCAGUGAGGCUGUCCAUCCAGAAGAGCCGACGGCACCGACCCAACGAGACGCAGAUGAUUACGCACCGGCCGCUUAUGCAACAUACCCCGCCGUACCUUCUAACGACCCACAGAACGUGCCAGCGUACCGCGAGGUCGCUUCCCAAGAUCCCUAUGGAUAUCACGAUGGUGCCACAUACGAUCAGGGAGCGGCUCGAGCCUACCCUGGUCUAACCGCCGAGCAGACAGAAUUAGCUCAAGCUAUCCGUGCUCUCGCACUGGAAAAUCCACAAGUGGCUCAGGCGUUCCCAGCCUUCGCCGCCCAGGAUGCGGAUCUAGCCGAGGCGUUCCGUGCCUUGACUGUCGAUAAUCCGCAUGUCGCCCAAGGGUUCCCUACCCAGAAUCCGCAGGCGAUCCAAACGUACCCCGCUGUGUACGCGGAUAGUUCGCAAGCUCAAGGAUACCCCGCGAUGUUCUCAGAUGCCACCCAAGCAGCUCAAGCAUGGCCCGAUACUGUAAUCCAGGAUCUGAUCGCGGCUUUCGAGCAGUCCAACCAGGGAUCGAACCCUCUUCUACCAAGGCUGGGCGACGGGAACGCCACGACCGAUCCUGGGGUUCGACAGUAUCCUGGGUAG